UGGUAUACACAGGUACAUGGCCCGUUUGUCGCAUGCACUGCCUGGGGGGUGAACUUCACCAACGGUACACGUACAACGUAUGUGCCUUGCCAUCCGUUCGUAAUGCACACAGAGAGCAAGGAACUCUGGAAAUAGUGCCCAGCGCUUGCACCUAUCCGUAACAACGGAUCCGUUCACGGCGUGUGCAGAGCGAUUGUCUGAGCAUCCGCAGGCUGCGUUGAGACGUUUCGCUCAAAGAAUAGGUUUCCUGGUGGUGAAUUGAUCAAGAAGUUGGUGGCGCAGCGCAGUUUGCACAGUUGGUCACCGCGUCGAAACCAGCGCUAGUUGCUCGUUCAAGAUGGCGAAAGACAGACUGAACGUCUCUCUGGAAACCCACCUUCGAGAAACGCUGGCGGCCAUACAGAAAAUCACGCCAGCGAAACUCUCCGACGACCUUGCGCCAUACGUGUCUUCCGAUGAGCGACCUACCACCAAUGUCGCUGUCAUACCCUACGACAUUCUACAAAGGGUAUCGAAAUGGACCCGAACACCAGAAGGAAUGAAAGUCUUGCAAGACUGUUCUCCGCCACUCGAUCCACAGUCCUACUCGAUGGUUUCUCUACUCGCAGGUUCUCGCACGUCGCCGGAGAAACAUUUCCCUCUAUACGUCGCCAAUGACCCGCUCGAGGAAAGUAAACGGGCAGCAGAGACUAGGAAAGCUAUUGCGACAGUGGUGAAUGGCGUGCUCAGCGUCGCAGGAACAGGUGCUGCCACGUGGUGGGCCAGCGAGUGGACCGGACUCAAACUCGAAUGGAGAGCUCUGUUGGCUGUAGCCACCGCCCUCAUCGUUGCAUUUUCGGAGAUCAUUCUGUAUAUAAUUUGGGACUCUCGAAAGGGAUCAAAAACAAGAAAGUUACGAAAGAGGGGCGUCGCAAAGGGCGAAAAGGAUAACGAUGAUCGCGCCGAUACUGUGCAAGUCCCAGUGCACGCUACUGGCACCGCUCUUUACAGCGGAGAUGAUGGUCUUCGUCAUCGGGUCACAAAUCCCGCAAAUGACGUGAUUAAUGGGUAGUAUGUGAAUUUAUUUUUUCUCCUGUGGACAACUAUCCAAUGCACGUGCAUGCCCAGGAAUGC
Molecule: messenger RNA, 1113 nt
Organism: Pisolithus orientalis
Lineage: Eukaryota; Fungi; Basidiomycota; Agaricomycetes; Boletales; Pisolithaceae
Exons: 2
Coding region: 338-1051 (237 amino acids)
Biological process (GO): vacuolar proton-transporting V-type ATPase complex assembly
Source: RefSeq, a predicted model, not a curated record